AUGACUGAAGAAAUUGAACCUCAUAUUGCUAGAAAAUUCGAAAUCAUACAAAAAUUAGGAAAAGGUGCUUAUGGAAUAGUUUGGAAAGCAGUAGAUAAGAAGCUUAAAACAGUAAUUGUUGUAAUUAAAAGAUUAGGUAGUGGCUUUAAAAAAAGUAUUUGAUGCAUUUCAUAAUGCAACAGAUGCUUAAAGAACAUUUAGAGAAAUAAUGUUUUUAUAAGAGUUAAAUGGACAUGAAAACAUAGUGAGAUUGUUGAAUAUAAUAAAAGCAGAAAAUAAUAAGGAUAUUUACUUAGUAUUUGAUUAUAUGGAAACAGAUUUACAUGCUGUUAUAGUAAAGAUAUAAAUUAAUAAAAUAGAGAGCAGGAAUACUAGAGGAAGUACAUAAAAAAUAUGUUGUAUAUUAAAUUUUGAAAGCUUUAAAAUAUAUUCAUUCAGGUGAACUUAUUCAUAGAGAUUUGAAGCCAUCAAACAUAUUGUUAAAUUCUGAAUGUCAUAUGAAAUUAGCUGAUUUUGGUUUAGCAAGGAGUAUAGCAAUAACUGAAGAUGAUAGUAGUAUAAUGAUUUUAAAAUUUAACGUUUAGCACCUCCAGUUUUGACAGAAUAUGUUGCUACUAGAUGGUAUAGAGCACCUGAGAUAUUAUUAGGAUCUACAAAUUAUACAAAAGCAGUUGAUAUGUGGAGUGUUGGUUGUAUUUUAGGUGAGUUGAUUAUAGGUAAGGCAAUAUUUCCAGGAACAUCAACAUUAAAUUAAAUAGAGAGAAUUAUUGAAUUAUUAGGAAAACCAAAUGAUGCAGAUAUUGAAUCACUUGAAUCUCCUUUAGCUGUUAAUAUUUUAGCUUCUGUAUCUAUUUAAAAAAGAAGGUCUUUUUAACAAUUUUUCUCAGGUGCACAAGAUGAUUGUUUGGAUUUAUUAAGAAGGUUUACAAAUAUUUUUAAUAUAUUUAGACUUUUACAAUUCAAUCCUAAAAUGAGACUUACUGUUAAUUAGGCAAUCAAACAUAAGUAUUUAAAAGAGUUUUCUUCUCCAGAUGAAGAAAUUGAAUGUUCUGAACCUAUUAGAAUACCUAUGAAUGAUAAUAAAAAGUUUUCCAUUAAAGAAUACAGAGAAGCAUUAUACAAUGAUAUAAAUCGAAGGAAAAAAGAAUAAAGAAAAAAAUGGUAGGCUAAAUACUUACAAUAAUUAGGAAUGAAUCCUGAUGAACUUAUUAAUGGGUAAUCAAAUUUAUUUUAUUAUUUAUUAGUAUUCAUUAAGAAUAAUCUGAAAUGAUUUCUUAAGGAAAAAAUUAAUAAGCCCAUGAAAAUAUUAAUGGUAGCUCUAUAUAACAUUAAUCUUAACAAUAAUUAUAAUAGUAAUAAUAAUAAUUGUAAAAAUCUAAUAUUGAAGAAAUUUAAAAUAUCAUUAAAUAACAAUAAAUUUAAUCACAAUAACUUAAGAAAUCUUAAAGUUAGGUUGGAAUACAAUAAUAGUAGAAAUUAACGAGUUAAAAAAGUGCUAGCAAUUUUGUUUCUUAAAUGUAUAAUACAUUUUAACAAUAAACUUAAAAUUAAGAUAAUAAGUUUUAUCAAUAAUAAUAAUUUUUGUAAUAAUAGCUUCAAUAAUUGCAAUAAAAAGCUUAAUAAAAGAAAAAGCCUUGA
Paramecium sonneborni is the source of this 1638-nucleotide messenger RNA. The record is from the annotation of a GenBank genome assembly. Lineage: Eukaryota; Ciliophora; Oligohymenophorea; Peniculida; Parameciidae.